Molecule: messenger RNA, 3457 nt
Organism: Globicephala melas (long-finned pilot whale)
Lineage: Eukaryota; Metazoa; Chordata; Mammalia; Artiodactyla; Delphinidae
Gene: THUMPD2
Product: THUMP domain containing 2
Biological process (GO): tRNA methylation
Molecular function (GO): tRNA (guanine) methyltransferase activity; RNA binding
Source: RefSeq, a predicted model, not a curated record
GCCAUGGCGGCGGUGCCGGGCGGUCGCCGCUCCGGGCCUGCAGCGGGCGCCCGCUUCUUCUGCACCGCGGGCCGCGGCCUGGAGCCCUUUCUGAUGCGGGAGGUGCGGUCGCGGCUGGCGGCCACGCAGGUUGAAUAUAUUUCAGGAAAAGUUUUUUUCACCACCUGUUCUGACUUGAAUAUGCUGAAAAAAUUAAAAUCUGCAGAAAGGUUAUUUUUGCUGAUUAAAAAGCAGCUUCCAUUUAAUGUUUCUUCUGUAAGUAAAGGAAAAAUAUUUAAUGAAAUGCAGAGACUUACAAAUGAUGAUCCUGAAAGUUGGUUGAAUGCCAUUUCAAUUUGGAAAAAUCUUCUUGAACUUGAUGCAAAAAAGGUAAAACUUUCUCAAAAAAAUGCUAACCCACUGAAAAGAAAAGUGGGAGAAAAUGACAUCAUUGCUAAGAAAUUGAAAACAGCACAAAUGCAAGAGAUACAAGAGAAUAAGGAAUGCCAAAUGGAAAAACAAAUAGAAGAAGAAACACUGGAGCAAGGAAAUUUUACCACUAAAAGAGACAAAUCUCAAGAAGAACUUCAGAACGAUGUAGCAGAAGCAGUUGAUACUCAAAAGCAGAACGACUUAACUUUCAGAGUUUCCUGUCGCUGCAGUGGAGCCAUUGCAAAGACCUUUACUGCACAGGAGGUAGGAAGAGUAAUUGGAAUUGCUCUCAUGAAACAGUUUGGAUGGAAAGCAGAUUUGAGGAAUCCAAAUUUAGAGAUCUUUAUACAUCUAAGUGAUAUUUACUGUGUGGUGGGAAUUCCUGUGUUCAGGGUUCCUUUAGCCAGCAGAGCUUACAUCAAGACAGCAGGACUGAGAUCUACCAUAGCGUGGGCAAUGGCCUCUCUCGCAGAAAUUAAGGCUGGUGCAGUUGUUUUAGAUCCAAUGUGUGGACUUGGAACAAUACUUUUGGAAGCUGCUAAAGAAUGGCCAGAUGUGUAUUACAUGGGUGCUGACGUCAGUGACUCACAGUUACUAGGUGCCUGUGACAAUCUGAAAGCUGCAGGCCUUAAGGAUAAAAUUGAGUUACUUAAAGCCUCUGUGAUAGGUUUUUAACGGGACUCUGCGCAUAAGACGCAAUUUUCUAGAGGAAGCCAAGGGGUGAUUAGACUGAAAUCAAGUUUUCAUAUACCCUAAUUUCUUUAAGAAAGCUAUUUUUUGAGACCUCAAGAAAAAUGGAAUAGCUCUAUAAGUUGUUCCAGAGCAGUGGUUUUUCAUACCCUGUACAAUCUCCAAAGUGCCUAAACAGCAUGAGGAAGGAAGUACUGAUUUGCCCAUCAGAACGUUGCUGCGCUCCCAACUCCACUUUCAUCAGUUCUCAUGCUUGGGGCAUUUCCCAUAAGAUUUCACUUUAAAAUCAAGUAUAACUGCUCAACUGUUAUUAAAAAAAAAUUUUUAAGAAGAAAGUUCUCUAUGACACCAAAUAGCCAAAUAAAUCCUACUUUUUUAAAAGAUCACUCUAACUGCUGUGUUAAGAAGAGACAAUAGUAGGGCAAGGAUUGGAACAAAGAGACUAGUUACAAGACUCUUGCAAUAAUCCAGGUAAGAAAUGGUGGUGGCUUGGGGCAAAGUGAUAUUGGUGGAGGUGUUAAGUAGAGGUCAGAGAUAUGUAUAUAAAUUUUCUGAAGGUAGAACCAACAGGAUUUGCUGAUGGAUUAACUAUGAGCAAAAGAACAAGGAUGACUGAGCUUUCUGACUUGAGCAGCUAGAGGGUGGAGUUGGGGAAAACUGCAGGCGGAACAAGUUGGAGUUUGGGGCCUGUUCAGUUCCACGUGAUGAUUAGAUACCACAUGGAGAAGAUGUCAGUGCAGUAGGUCAGUAUACAGACCUGGAGUUUCUUAAGGGAGAAGAUAGACAUCCCUAGUAUAGAUAACAUUUAAAUCCAUGAGAUCACCUAGGAAAUAAGUACAAAUAGAGAAAAGAGAGGCUUUCUCUGAGGAUGAGGUGCUUAGAGUUCUGGAGGGUGAGAAUCUAGUAAAGGAACAAUCAGUGAUGAGAAGGUAAGAGAGAAUCUGAGGAAGAACCAUCAGCUGUGUCAGAUGCUGCUGGGCAGUGAAGCAAAAUAUGACCUGGCUGUUUCGGUGGAGCAGCGGGAACGUAGACCUGCCCGCCUGAGUGGGUCCCGGAGAGAACGGGGGAAGGUAGCCUGCAGACGGCUGGCCCUGGUCGUUCUUUUGGGCAGUUUGACUGGUAAGGGGAGCAGAGAGAUGGGGCAGUAAUAGAAAGUGGUGAGAUUAGGGAUCAAGCAGGGAUUUUUUGAAGAUAGAAUUCACUUUUUUAAAAAAAGUACAACAUGUUCUUAUGCUAAAGAGAAUGAACAGAUAAACAGGAGAAACUCGACAGUGUAGGAGAGAGAGAAUUGCUCAUCUGAUACACUCACAGCCCCCAAGAAAGGAUGGGACGCAGUGCACAAGCGGCAGGACGGGCACUCCUGGUGACGGGAAGGCAGAGCGCAUGAGGAUGGAAGUUGUAACAGGUCACACCAGACCAGGUGUGGCCACUGUAGUGCACAUUCCCUCAGCCUUUGUUGAGGCUGGAUAUUAUCGUUCUAUUACGAUUUUUUAAACUCUUUACAAAUCUGGUAAAAUAUUGUAAAGUUUACCUUUAAUUACUAGUGCGAUAAACCCUUUUUCACUUUAUGUCAUUUGUAGAUUUUUCUUUUGUGAAUUACUGGUUUUCAAGAUAACUUUCUGGAGGAAAGAAUAAAACAUCUGUUUUAAAUUAUUUUAACAUCACAGCCUUUUAAUAUUAAAAGUCAGUCUAGGGGGAUUAUAUAUCUUGUGUACAUAGGGGCCAAUAUUAACUAUUUAAUAAGUACCCCUUCGUUGCAUGCCUCUACUUUAGAGGUGGACAUUCUAGCUAGAUACAAGUGUUUAUUUUCUUUUUUUUUUUAACAACUUUAUUCGAGUAUAAUUGCUUUACAAUGGUGUGUUAGUUUCUGCUGUAUAACAAAGUGAAUCAGCUAUAUGUAUACAUAUAUCCCUAUAUCCCCUCCCUCUUGCGUCUCCCUCCCACCCUCCCUAUCCCACCCCUCUAGGUGGUGACAAAGCACCGAGCUGAUCUCCCUGUGCUAUGCAGCUGCUUCCCACUAGCUAUCUAUUUUACAUUUGGUAGUGUAUAUAUGUCCAUGCCUCUCCCUCACUUCGUCCCAGCUUACCCUUCCCCCUCCCCGUGUCCUCAGGUCCGUUCUCUAUGUCUGCAUCUUUAUUCCUGUCCUGCCCCUAGGUUCCUCAGAACCAUUUUUUUUUCUUUUAGAUUCCAUAUAUAUGUGUUAGCAUAUGGUAUUUGUUUUUCUGUUUCUGACUUACUUCACUCUGUAUGACAGACUCUAGGUCCAUACACCUCAUUACAAAUAGCUCAAUUUCGUUUCUUUUUAUGGCUGAGUAACAUUCCAUUGUAAAUAUAUGCCACAUCUUCUUUAUCCAUU